This is a messenger RNA of Cryptomeria japonica (Japanese cedar), 1128 nucleotides long. RefSeq names its product probably inactive leucine-rich repeat receptor-like protein kinase At3g28040. Lineage: Eukaryota; Viridiplantae; Streptophyta; Pinopsida; Cupressales; Cupressaceae. The transcript is spliced from 2 exons. The record is from RefSeq and is a predicted model, not a curated record. Bases 1 to 1128 code for a protein of 375 amino acids. Gene Ontology annotation, molecular function: protein binding.
AUGGAGAGAUACCUGGGGGACUUAUGGUUUUUUGUUGCGUUGACAUUGUGUCGGGUGACGAUCAGCUGCAAUGUUGUGUGCUUAAGGGAGGAAAGAGAUGCCCUCGUUGCUUUCAAGAAUGAGAUAUAUUCUUCACUUAGAUUUCGUUCAUGGAAUGGGCUUAAUUGUUGUGCGUGGCGUGGGGUUGAAUGCAGCCGAGAGAUAUCCCAUGUCAUCAAAAUUCAUCUUUCUCAAGUUUCAGUAAAUUCGAUAAAUCUCGAUAAAGAUUCUCUGACAAUUGGCACUGCAAAUUCGAUAAUUCUCGAUAAAGAUUAUCCGACAACUGGCAUACUUUCUCCAGCACUGUUCAAAUUGAAGUAUCUGGAGCAUUUGGAUUUGAGCGCCAAUUUCUUGAGUGGCGUUAUACCCACAGAGCUUUCUAGUCUACACCAACUGAAGCAUCUCGAUCUCAGCUUCAAUUAUUUUGAAGGCCAGAUUUCGAAGCAUAUAUCCUCCCUUCACAACUUGACUUAUCUCGACUUGUCAUGUGCUGGUGCUGAUCUGAAUGGUAGUAUUCUGUGGCGUCUGGGAAAUCUUUCCCAACUGCAAGUUAUAGAUCUUGCCACAAAGAUUUACCUCGAGGACGAGAUUUCAUAUAACUGGUAUGAUUGUGGACCUGUCUAUUGUCCCAGUUUGAAGUGGACAGAGAAUGUGCGAGGGUUAAAGCAUUUGUCACUUCAAGGGGUCGAACUGAACAUGACGGGGAAACAAUUAGAAGCGCCACUUUCUAGGCUCCAUAGCCUUCACCACCUCAACCUCAAAGACUGUGCUCUGUCGGGGCAAAUCCCCCAUGCUUUACGAAAACUCACCUCGCUCUCCCAUCUCCAUCUUGGCUGGAACGAGUUUACUUCCAGUUUGCCCGCAUGGCUGGGAAAUUUGACUGGUUUAGUCUCCAUUCAGUUUGAUCGCUGUGACCUGACGGGGCCAUUACCUGCAAGUCUUUCCCGUUUGCCUCAUCUGAAAGAGCUUAAGUUGGUCGACAACAAAAUAACUGGAAAUAUAGGACAAAUAUUGUUAUGUGAAUCGUGGCCCCAGCUUACCCGGUUUGUUUUGUGGGGUUCCAAUGUUACAGGAAGUUUGCCACCUUGA